UGGCCGACCCUUCAAGACCUGGCCACUGCUUCCCUAGAGGAAGUGAACCAGCUCUGGUCUGGCCUGGGCUAUUAUUCUCGAGGCCGGCGGCUGCAAGAGGGAGCUCAGAAGGUGGUAGAAGAGCUAGGAGGCCAUAUGCCACGAACAGCAGAGACCCUGCAGCAGCUCCUGCCUGGUGUGGGGCGGUACACAGCUGCAGCCAUUGCUUCCAUUGCCUUCGGCCAGGCAACUGGUGUGGUAGAUGGGAAUGUAUUACGGGUGCUGUGCCGUGUCCGAGCCAUUGGUGCUGAUCCCAGCAACACCUUUGUCUCUCAUCAUCUCUGGAGUCUAGCCCAGCAGCUAGUGGAUCCAGCCCAGCCAGGGGAUUUCAGUCAAGCAGCUAUGGAGCUGGGGGCCACAGUGUGUACCCCACAGCAUCCUCUUUGCAGCCAUUGCCCUGUUCAGAGCCUAUGCCAGGCACACCAGAGGGUGGAAUGGGAACAGCUCUCAGCCUCACCCUGUCUGCCAGGCAGUCCUGAUGUAGAGGAAUGUGCUCUCAACAUUGGACAGUGCCAGCUUUGUCUACCUCCCACAAAACCCUGGGAUCCCACUCUGGGAGUGGCCAACUUUCCUCGAAAGGCCAGCCGCAGGCCUCCCAGGGAGGAGUACUCUGCCACUUGUGUUCUGGAACAGCCCAAAGCCGUUGGGGGUGCUCUCAUUCUGCUAGUGCAAAGGCCCAACUCAGGUCUGCUGGCAGGACUGUGGGAGUUCCCAUCUGUGGCCUUGGAGGCCUCAGAACAGCAUCAGCACAAGGCCCUGCUGCAAGAACUGCAGAGUUGGGCUGGACCCCUCCCAGCUACUCAUCUCCAGCACCUUGGAGAGCUUGUCCACACCUUCUCUCACAUCAAACUGACUUACCAAGUCUAUGGCUUGGCCCUGGAAGGCCAGACCCCAGUGACCACUGUACCCCCUGGUGCUCGCUGGCUGACCCGGGAGGAAUUUCACAGCGCAGCUGUCUCCACUGCCACAAAAAAG
This is a messenger RNA of Nannospalax galili (Upper Galilee mountains blind mole rat), 1014 nucleotides long. It is a transcript of the gene Mutyh, whose product is annotated as mutY DNA glycosylase. Gene Ontology annotation, cellular component: nucleus. Lineage: Eukaryota; Metazoa; Chordata; Mammalia; Rodentia; Spalacidae. The record is from RefSeq and is a predicted model, not a curated record. Gene Ontology annotation, biological process: base-excision repair; mismatch repair. Gene Ontology annotation, molecular function: 8-oxo-7,8-dihydroguanine DNA N-glycosylase activity; adenine/guanine mispair binding; purine-specific mismatch base pair DNA N-glycosylase activity.